Messenger RNA from Sphaerodactylus townsendi, 866 nucleotides. RefSeq names its product troponin I1, slow skeletal type (gene TNNI1). The record is from RefSeq and is a predicted model, not a curated record. Bases 150 to 713 code for a protein of 187 amino acids. Gene Ontology annotation, cellular component: troponin complex. The transcript has 9 exons. Gene Ontology annotation, biological process: muscle contraction. Lineage: Eukaryota; Metazoa; Chordata; Lepidosauria; Squamata; Sphaerodactylidae.
UCUGUUCUAUUUUUAUCAACCAGUUGCAGUCUGUCUUCAGCUUAAGACUCCCAUUCUUUCCCUAUCCCCUCGCAGUCUGGAAGCCUUCAUCCUACAGCCACCAGUUUCCUUCAGCCAGGACUGCACUAGGCAGUCAUAUUGUUCCCACAAUGCCUGAACCAGAGAGAAAAUCCAAGAUCUCAGCCUCGCGCAAACUUCUUUUGAAGAGUUUGAUGCUGGCUAAGGCCAAAGAAGAGUGGGAACAAGAGCAAGUGGAUAAACAAGGGGAGAAGGAGAGAUAUUUGUCAGAGAGGGUUGCACCUCUGCGGACCAGUGGACUUUCCUUAAGCCAACUGCAGGACUUGUGCAGGGAGCUACAUGAGAAAAUAGAUGUUGUGGAUGAGGAACGCUACGACAUUGAAGCAAAAUGUAACCAUAACACACGGGAGAUUAAAGACCUAAAAUUGAAAGUACUUGACCUUCGGGGGAAAUUCAAACGGCCUCCACUGAGGCGUGUCCGGGUCUCCGCCGAUGCCAUGCUAAGGGCUCUGCUUGGGUCUAAACACAAAGUUUCCAUGGACUUGAGAGCUAAUCUCAAGUCUGUCAAGAAGGAGGACACUGAAAAGGAGCGUCCUGUAGAAGUGGGUGACUGGCGUAAGAAUGUGGAGGCCAUGUCAGGAAUGGAGGGCAGGAAGAAGAUGUUUGAUGCUGCCAAGUCUCCAACAGGACAGUGAGAGGUCCUUUACAGAAGGAUGAAGACUCUUUCCUACAGUGCCUGCGUCUCUUUGCCUUUCUUUUGCCCUUACCUUGCCUCAGCCUCUUCCAUUAGCUGUAGAGUCACAACAGUUCUGGAUGUUAUUAAAAGAUUGCCAUGACUUUGCACUUCA